Messenger RNA from Gekko japonicus, 1842 nucleotides. RefSeq names its product SH3 domain containing ring finger 3 (gene SH3RF3). The record is from RefSeq and is a predicted model, not a curated record. Gene Ontology annotation, biological process: positive regulation of proteasomal ubiquitin-dependent protein catabolic process; positive regulation of JNK cascade; protein ubiquitination. The transcript is spliced from 7 exons. Gene Ontology annotation, molecular function: protein binding; ubiquitin protein ligase activity. Lineage: Eukaryota; Metazoa; Chordata; Lepidosauria; Squamata; Gekkonidae.
AUGCCCACUUCUUCCCUUCUUUUUUAUUUAUUUAUUUUCAUUUAGCUCAACGAAUCAGCUAAACAGCUUAUAGAGACGGACAAGACCAGUCUAGCUGCUGCAUCCGGCAGUGAUGCCUCUUUGCCUGCUGACAUUAACCUGGCAGUAAAUACAGCCCAUUGCUGUACCUUGAACAGUGCCGGAGCAGUCAGUGCCAUUCAGCGGCAUAUUGACGGCAAGAAGAACACCAAGAAGCGCCACUCCUUCACGGCUCUCAGUAUGACACACAAAUCCUCCCAGGCCUUGAAUAACAGGCAUUCCAUGGAGAUUAGCGCCCCUGUUCUGAUAAGCUCCAGCGACCCCCGUGCUGCUGCCAGAAUUGGAGAUGUGGCUCAUCUCUCAUCCAGUGCUCCAGUACAGGACUCACCAUUAGCUGGAUCUGCAACCAUGGCUGGACCCAGAGCAAGCAGCAUCAGCGGAGAUCAAGUGACACCACCAAAGGUCCAGCUACCUCUCAAUAUCUACCUGGCGCUGUAUGCAUAUAAGCCCCAGAAGACUGAUGAGCUGGAGCUUCGCAAGGGUGAAAUGUACCGCGUCAUUGAGAAGUGUCAAGACGGCUGGUUCAAAGGGACAUCUUUGAGAAAUGGCAUGUCUGGAGUCUUCCCAGGAGGCCCAGCUCUCACCAGUUCUGCUACUGUCAUCAGGCCUGCUGUCCCAAUAACAACCCCACCCACUCAACCCCAGCUGCCGACAGGCUCCCCACAGCUGAACAGCUGCUCGAGGUAUUCUUCCCAACCCGCCGUCAUCCAGGCUCGCGGUUCUGCGCAAAUGGUUGUGCACCCUUCUGUUCAGGCCCAAGACCGGCCCACAGCCACAGUCUCACCACUGAGGACCCAGAACUCUCCGUCACGUCUCCCAGCAACUGUGGUCAGGCCACACUCCGUGGUGUCUCCACAGCACAUCCACCACUCCCCUGUGCAUGUCAUCCCAGGAGCGCAGUGUGCCAGACCCAUGAUCCCCCUGACUUCAGCAGCAGCAGCAAUUACGCCUCCAAACGUCUCUGCCAUCAGUCUGAAUGGAGAUGUAGGGGGUGGGCCUAUCAGCAGCUUAGCAACUUGCAGCCCAACCAACACAGCUGGUAAAGCAGAGGAGAGGAAGAAUGAAAAGAAAGAAAAGAAGAGUGGACUCUUGAAACUUCUGGCCGGAGCGUCAACGAAAAAGAAACCCCGCUCUCCUCCGUCAAUGUCCCCGACACAUGACCCCCUGUCCGUGGUGGAGGGGAUGCUGCAGGGCGCCAUAGGACCCGAACUGUCUUCUCUCUCUAGCCACGGGAGGGCAGGCUCGUGCCCCAUCGAAAGUGAAAUGCAAGGAGCAAUGGAGAUGGAACCGCUGCACAGAAAAACAGGCUCCUUGGAUUUGAAUUUUUCUAUCCCUUCUCCCAUAAGGCAGCCGCCUCUUUCGAUGGCAGCCAUCCGUCCGGAGCCUAAGCCAUUGUCUCGAGAAAGGUACCGCGUCGUGGUUCCGUAUCCACCUCAAAGCGAAGCAGAGAUCGAACUGAAAGAAGGCGACAUUGUGUUUGUCCACAAGAAAAGAGAAGACGGCUGGUACAAAGGGACAUUACAACGGAAUGGCAGGUCGGGCCUCUUCCCGGGAAGCUUUGUGGAGAGCUUUUGAGGGCCGGCACUCUGCACUCUCUGGACUGGAGAGACCUUUUAGAGGAAAUUCCAUAGCACAAAAAGCAACAGCAAGGAGACACUUUCCUAAUAUCUACUGCCAUAACAAUAAUUGUAAUUAUUGUUCCCAAAGACCUCCCCCGCCCCAGCUCUUUGAUAUUCAGGCCCAGGGAUGGGGUCUCUUGCUGUG